Molecule: messenger RNA, 1194 nt
Organism: Arabis nemorensis
Lineage: Eukaryota; Viridiplantae; Streptophyta; Magnoliopsida; Brassicales; Brassicaceae
Source: the annotation of a GenBank genome assembly
AUGGUGAAGGAAACGGAAUACUACGAUGUGCUCGGCGUUAGCCCUACAGCUACGGAAGCUGAGAUCAAGAAAGCUUACUACAUCAAGGCUCGACAAGUUCAUCCAGAUAAAAACCCCAAUGAUCCUCAAGCGGCACAUAAUUUUCAGGUGUUGGGAGAGGCUUAUCAAGUGUUAAGUGAUUCAGCGCAACGCCAAGCUUAUGAUGCAUGUGGGAAGUCAGGGAUCUCAACUGAUGCAAUCAUAGAUCCUGCGGCUAUAUUUGCAAUGCUUUUUGGUAGCGAACUUUUCGAAGGAUACAUAGGACAGCUUGCUAUGGCGUCGAUGGCUUCACUUGAUAUCUUCACUGAAGGGGAUCAGAUUGAUACUAAAAAGAUACAAGAAAAAAUGAGGACUGUCCAGAAAGAAAGAGAAGAUAAGCUAGCUCAGAUUCUCAAAGACCGCCUCCAUGAAUAUGUAGUAAACAAAGACGAAUUUAGCAGUAACGCUGAAGCUGAAGUAGCAAGACUCUCAAAUGCAGCAUAUGGUGUGGAUAUGUUGAACACAAUUGGGUAUAUAUAUGUAAGACAAGCGGCAAAAGAGCUUGGGAAGAAAGCUAUUUAUCUCGGUGUACCAUUCAUUGCUGAAUGGUUUAGGAACAAAGGUCACUUCAUCAAAUCCCAAGUAACAGCUGCAACAGGCGCAUUCGCUUUGUUCCAACUGCAGGAGGAAAUGAAAAGGCAGCUAAGUACUGAAGGAAAUUAUACCGAAGAGGAACUUGAGGAAUAUUUGCAGACACAUAAAAGAGUGAUGAUAGAUUCACUGUGGAAGCUCAACGUUGCUGAUAUCGAAGCCACUCUUUGCCGUGUUUGUCAGCUGGUUCUUCAAGAUCCUGAAGCCAAAAGAGAGGAGCUUCGUGCAAGAGCUCGAGGGUUAAAAACUCUGGGGAAGAUCUUCCAGAGAGCUAAAACAGCUAGUGAGAUUGAUCCUUCAGCAGAGCCUCAAAAACUAAACGGAAAUGAAAAGAACCACGACGACGAUGCCUCUACAUCACCAAAAUUCGAUGAAGCGUCUCACUCUACAUCUGGUCCUCAGGAACCAAAAAGCCCCUACAUGGAAGAACCAAACCUCGGCGAUCAGCAAUACAACUAUUACUUCCCGAGACCCGCACCGCCACCUGGCGCAGAGAAACACUCUUCUUCCACUGCCUAUGAUUGA